Messenger RNA from Sardina pilchardus (European sardine), 1674 nucleotides. It is a transcript of the gene ctso, whose product is annotated as cathepsin O. Gene Ontology annotation, molecular function: cysteine-type endopeptidase activity. Lineage: Eukaryota; Metazoa; Chordata; Actinopteri; Clupeiformes; Clupeidae. Gene Ontology annotation, cellular component: lysosome. The transcript is spliced from 9 exons. The record is from RefSeq and is a predicted model, not a curated record. Bases 91 to 1125 code for a protein of 344 amino acids.
UGAUCGAUAGAAGCCGUCCUACUUCUCGGUUGUAAUACUGUGCCAUUAAAUGAACUUUAAGCAGUGUAAAUUAUGCGGGAUUUCUGUUAAAUGGCGGAAAUUGUCAUUUUCUUUCUGUUUUUGUAUCAGAGUGUCGAUUUCACCGCAGGAAAUUACCAACUCUCAGAAUCUGAAGGAACUGAAAACAAACACAACUCGUCCUUUCACUUUAAUCUAUUCAGCAAGAGAUUCCAGCACACAUACGCCAGUCUGGAAGAGUAUACACAAGGCAGACUCAAUUUCGAAAACUCUCUCAAUAGGCACACAUUUCUGAACACGAAGCCUAAGGACGCCAGCAACAGCUCGGCCAAAUAUGGUGUGAAUCAAUUCUCGCAUCUGUCUCCGCAGCAGUUCAGAGAUCUGUACUUGCGAGCCCAGGCUGAAGUGGUCCCUCCCUUUAACACCAGCAGUCUGAACCACAGCAGCCAUGUGGCCAGAGAGCUGCCUGGCCGCUUCGACUGGCGUGACGAGGGGAAGGUGGGGCCGGUGCAGAACCAGGGAGCGUGUGGGGGCUGUUGGGCCUUCAGCAUUGUCGGGGCGACCGAGUCGGCCAGAGCCAAAGACAGCCAUCCCCUUGAGGAGCUGAGUGUCCAGCAGGUCAUCGACUGCUCGUACAAGGACCAGGGCUGUGAUGGGGGCUCCCCAGUGCGAGCUCUCGCCUGGCUGAAGGAGACCCAGGAGAAGCUGGUGAAGAAACCUGACUACCCUUAUAAAGGAGAGUCUGGAUUGUGCCAUUUCUUUGCCCAGUCCCACAGCGGUGUGGCCGUGAACGGUUUCAAGGCGCAGGACUUCAGUGAAGAGGAGGAGCUGAUGAAGCAUUGGCUGGUGGACUAUGGUCCUCUGGUGGUGACGGUAGAUGCCAUGAGCUGGCAGGACUACCUGGGCGGAGUCAUCCAGCAUCACUGCUCCAGCCGCAACGCCAACCAUGCAGUACAGAUCACUGGAUACGACACCACAGGCGAUGUGCCGUACUGGAUCGUGCGUAACUCCUGGGGCUCUUCCUGGGGCGUCGAUGGCUAUGUGCACAUCCGGAUCGGCGGCAACCUAUGUGGUAUUGCGGACACAGUGGCGGCAGUGUUUGUGUGAGAGGUUGUGUGUGUAAGAUAGUGGACCAUCAAACCGUGUGUGUGUUUGUGUGAGAGGUUGUGCGUGUAAGAUAGUGGACCAUCAAACCGUGUGUGUGUGUGUGUGAGAGAGGUUGUUUGUGUAAGAAAAUGGACCAUCAAACUGGGCACUUCAUCAAAGGGACCAAAUGUCACUGUACUCCACCUGGUACUUUGAAUACACUUGAAGUUAAUUUUUGACAUAUUUGAUCAGCAUGUUAAUAGGGAACAGCACCAGCAUGUGAUAAAGGGAGGUCUACAGGAUAUGUCUCUGUGUUAGUAUGUCUUAAUAAAGACAGUGUAGAGAUGAUACAUAAUUACUUAGAUAAUAUCAGAAAUUACAGAAUAGUUUUGUAAUACAGUUUUAUUUUUGUACUUUAACAACAUUUUGACAGGUGAGACUGUUCCCUUUUGUAUUUGUAUUUUUUUUUUAUAUAUAUAUAUAUAUAUAUAUUAAAUCCCAGAUAAUCUCAGAACAAUAAAAUGUCAGAUCUAACAUUGCACUCUGGACCUCUUCAAUACAUUCACCACA